Molecule: messenger RNA, 1095 nt
Organism: Cladophialophora carrionii CBS 160.54
Lineage: Eukaryota; Fungi; Ascomycota; Eurotiomycetes; Chaetothyriales; Herpotrichiellaceae
Exons: 2
Coding region: 1-1095 (364 amino acids)
Biological process (GO): L-threonine catabolic process; L-serine catabolic process
Molecular function (GO): L-serine ammonia-lyase activity; threonine deaminase activity; pyridoxal phosphate binding
Source: RefSeq, a predicted model, not a curated record
AUGAUAGAACGGAACCAUCUGGAGGAAGGCUGCACGGCUCGUCCUCACGUCCGACAACAACCAUGGAUUGAGACUCCCUUGGUGGAAUCGACGGUCUUGUCCAAGAUUGCUGGCUGCCGCAUCUUCCUCAAGCUCGAAAAUCUGCAGCCCUCGUCGUCGUUCAAGUCCCGAGGCAUCGGCAACCUCAUGCUCCAGUCCAUUGCAGACCGAGCGUCGUCGUCGUCGUCUCGGUCGGCCGAUGACAGACCCCUACAUUUCUACUCCUCCUCCGGAGGGAAUGCCGGGCUCGCAUGCGUCACGGCCGCCACAUCACUCGGCUACGCCUCAUCCGUCGUGGUGCCGCUCAGCACUGACGACGCGACGAUCGCGAAACUCCGCGCCGCGGGCGCCAGCGAGGUCGUCUCCCACGGCGACAGCUGGUUCUUCGCCGACCAGUAUCUCCGCGAGACGGUCAUCCCCGCGGCCGAAGCGAGGGGCGAGCAAGGCGUGUACAUCCACCCGUUCGACCACCCGGCCAUCUGGGCCGGCGCGGGCACCAUGGUCGAGGAGAUCCAGAGGCAGAUGCCCGACGGCGAGAGACCCGACGCGAUCGUCUGCUCCGUCGGUGGAGGCGGACUCUUCUCCGGCGUCAUGAACGGUUUAGAGCGUGUGGGUUGGACCAACGAUGUGCGUGUCCUGCCCGUUGAGACCCGCGGCGCCGACUCCCUCGCCCAGUCGCUACAGCAGAACCGACUCGUCACAUUACAGGGCAUUACCUCCGUGGCGACGUCGCUGGGGGCGAUCCGCGUGGCGGAGAACGCCUUCACCCAGGCCCAACGCCCGUCCGUCACGUCCGUGGUGCUCGACGAUGCCGAGGCAUGUGCCGCGUGCUGGCGCUUCCUGGACGACGAGAGAAUGCUCGUCGAACCGGCCUGCGGGGCGAGCAUUGCUCUGGCGUACGACGGCCGGUUGAAGCACUACCUGAAGGACAUCACGGCGGGGAGUAAAGUCGUGAUCGUGGUCUGCGGGGGGAGCAAGAUCUCGUUGGAUGUCCUGAACAAGUAUAGAGACACGUACGGGGCGAGGAGUGAGGAGUUGGCCAGGCAGUACGUCUAG